Molecule: messenger RNA, 3545 nt
Organism: Vespa crabro (European hornet)
Lineage: Eukaryota; Metazoa; Arthropoda; Insecta; Hymenoptera; Vespidae
Gene: Atf-2
Product: cyclic AMP-dependent transcription factor ATF-2
Exons: 7
Coding region: 283-1953 (556 amino acids)
Biological process (GO): regulation of transcription by RNA polymerase II
Molecular function (GO): DNA-binding transcription factor activity, RNA polymerase II-specific; cAMP response element binding
Source: RefSeq, a predicted model, not a curated record
GAUCAUAACUUAACCGCUACAGUAAACUGUCAAAAAGGUUAACAUCGUUCGUCCAAGUUCCCAUUGUCGAAUGUGCUAUAAUAAUUUUCAUUACGUUCGUAUUCGCGUGUUCACGACAAUGUAUAUGAUUUUGAAUGAAAGAAUAAUUGACGUACCUUCAACGAUAAUCAUUGUUAUUCGUUAUAGACAUAUCUUUGUACCACCUGUAAAUUGUAGAAUUGUUUGAAAUCUUACAAUUGAAGACUCUGUUUGAGUAGAAUAAGAAAAGUAAUAGUAAUAAUUAUGAGCGAUGUUCAAAAACUUUUUGCUUGCACGUCAUCAGGCUGCAAUAUGAGUUUCACCGAUGAGGAUCACUUAGCAAUUCAUAGAAAGAAGCAUGACAUGGUGUUGAAUCUUGAAAACAAUGGAAAAAAUACUGGAUUUGUAGCUGAUCAAACACCGACUCCAACUAGAUUCAUUCGCAAUUGCGAGGAAGUGGGAUUGUUUCAAGAUUUACAAAAUGUUAAUCCUUUCGAAGAGACUUUUCGAAGAGCUGUGGAAGCAAGAAACACUGGAACGCUUACUGUACCAGGAGAGGUGGGAAGUACGGACGACACGUUGCAUACUCCUCACAUAUUUCCACAUAUCGCAGAUGUAUUGUCGGAUGGUACUCACAUUCUUUCUGAAACUAACCAAGAAUGUUCUACUUCUAUAGCGGUCAUAGACAAAACCACGUCUAAUGAGAGAUCUUCCGUGGAAACGCAAACUUGUUCGGACUUAAAUUUACAUUUAAACGAGUCUCAUCUUAUGAAGGAGAAUACACUAACGUCUUCCAAGACCACGGCUCUCCACGCAGAAAGUAUUGUUCUGCAACAUUUGAACGUGUCUGUCACUCCUAAAAAAAUACCUCUACAGUCUUCUUCGAAAUUAUCUAUAAAUGGGGAAGAGGUUGAAUUACUGUUGAAAACAGCGGAUGGUAAAUUGAUGCAACUUUCUGCCAAUCCAAUAUGCGAAUCCUCCCAAGCGACUAGCUUGACACCUUCCCAGGUUUCUACCAUCGAACACACGAGACAACAAAGCGUACUAGUGAGAUCUGAAUUUCCACGAAACAUGGUACCAGUUAUAGAACCAAAUAAAGCUCUACCUUCCAAAAUGACUUUUGCAAAAAUGAAAUUGCAACAGGUCCUAACGAAGAAGGUAAACGCCGUCGAAAUUGAAAAAUCUCCCGAAACAAUAAUAAAACGGGAUAACAAUCAGUCUUAUGAAAAGGAAAAUCCAAAUGGGAACGUCGAUCAGCAUAAAAAGAAGGAACUUCUCGAACGUAAUCGUGCCAGUUCGAUGCGUGCCAGAGCGAAACGAAAAGCUUGGAUCCAACAUUUACAAAAAACCGUGACUAACGUUAACGAAGCUAAUGCAGCUUUGCAAUUGGAAGUAAAAGCUUUGCGUAACGAGUUGACGAGAUUGAAGACUCUCUUAUUAGCUCACAAGGAUUGUCCAAUAACGAAAGAGAUGGAAAAAGGCAAUAGCGUAGUAUUAGGAACUAAAAUAAUAUCGGUGAAUGCCGAUUCGAUUGAUACCACGGGAUCAACUAAUAAUACUCCUACGAUAAAAACUUUGACAACUUUUGUUCCUGAUGUGUCAACAAAAAAAUCGACCUCGACGACAACAACGAAAAAUCCAAUAAUAUUGCCGAAGGUCGUCGAACGUCCCGUAACAACGACUCCCAUUAUUACCAGCGGAACUAUCGUCAAAAAUAUCCCUGCCAUUAAGUUAGUCGAGGUGACACAUUUCAUAGCGGAAAAGGAUAACGAGGCGAAACAACAGCAACAAAUCAUGAUCGUUCAAAGUCCAACUAUUAGGAGAUCGGAUGAGUCGAUGCAGCCAAGAAGAAAGAUUAUACGAUUGAAUCCUAAUUACGAGAUUAGACAGGCCUCGUCGAAAACGACGACGAUGACGACAACGACGACGACGUGAAAAUCUUAACGAACUUUUUCUCUUUUCUUUUCGCUUCAUUUUCAAUCUUUACUUUUUUUUUUUUUUUUUUCCUUUACAAAUUCCAAAGCUAUUCAUUAUUAUUUUAAGUCAAUUCUCGCGAGGUGGGAGAGAGGAGGAACAAGAAACGCGUUAUGCACAUAUAUAUAUAUAUAUAAACUUUGUAUAUAAUAUUUACUUAGAUUAUUAAAUUAACAUCAAGAGACUUUCUCUUAUCGUUAUUAGAGAGUAUAUUAUUAUAUAAACACACAAGUGUGCCUGAACUCAAGUCUUGUAAAUAUUUUAACUGUGCAUCUCUAUUAUAGCCUGGUAGCGUAGAAGGGCUUGUUAACUAUUGAGAUUUCUUACCUGUGUUGUAACAACAAAAUCACUCAUGCGAAAUCGGAAGCCAACUGCUGCUAAAUAGAAAUUCUCUCUCUCUCUCUCUCUCUCUAGAGAGAGAGAGAGAGAGAGAAACGUGAAGGAGCACAUAGACAUAUAAAUAUAGAUAUUAUAUAUAAUAUAUAUAUAUAUAAGUAUUUUUUUUAUACACAUUUAUUUAUUAUAAAUAAAAUAUAUUACAGACAUCGUUUCAAAGGUUCGUCAUAUUUUAUUUAUUAUUAAAUCCUCUUAACCUAUAAUAACAAGGACAAUAAUAAUAAUAAUAAUAAUGAUAAUGGAACAAAGUAAUAGUAAUAAAGGUAGUAAGAAAAAGUUUACAACGAUCUAAAAAAUUCCUUGUUAACGAUGACAUUUAGUAACAAAUCUUAUUGACAAAGGUACCAGAGAGACAACGAAAUUUAUUAAGUAAGCAUCAAGAAGUGAAACAGAAAGAGAGAAACACAAUCUGCGUAUCUAUUCUCUCUCUUUAUAUAGUUUUAAGGGAACAUCGUUCAUUUCGUUGAAACUUUGCAAAUCGCUUGUUAAUAAGUAUGAUAAGUACGACUAAAUGUAUUUCAAAAGUUUUACUUUCAGAUAAAUAACGUAUAAGCGUUUAGAAGGACAAAGAGAAUAAGGUACUUUAUUAUUGUUAAGUUAAAGUUAUCGAAUGAUAAGAAGUGAAAAGAAAAGGACGAAGUUAACACGUAAGAGAGAGAGAGAGAAUAUGUCUCUCUUUUUUCUUGCUAACUAUAUCUAACUUUGUCCUUCUUCUUGCGUGUGUGUGUGUGUGUCUUCCUUCGUCCGAUAGACAACGACGACGAGCAGGAAGACACGAAGCACGCGCAUGGCGCCAUUUUAGAAAGAGAAGAGAAAGAGAGAGAGAGAGAAAGCAAACAAGCAAGCAGAGCAGUCCCCUUCGAAUUUCUCUCUUCACGAUGAUUCUGUGACCCUCGGGCCCUUAUCAGUUCUCCGUCCAGUCGUUUAACGAUUGUACACCGGACAGGAGAAUGAUAAGGGGCUUUGGGCACGCGUUUUAUUUUCCAAACCAACCGCAAGACAUAAAAACCAGAAAGAACCAAAGCUGCACGUGUGUGAGUCAGUCUUUCUCUCUCAUCGACGACGACACGACGAAUUUGUGUCAUCCAUCCACCAUUCGUCUCAUCCUCUUGUUGGAACCUGUAAAAAAGAAGAAAAAGAAAAAAAAAAAAAAAGAA